Messenger RNA from Oncorhynchus gorbuscha (pink salmon), 2859 nucleotides. RefSeq names its product Pim-2 proto-oncogene, serine/threonine kinase (gene pim2). Bases 354 to 1289 code for a protein of 311 amino acids. Gene Ontology annotation, molecular function: ATP binding; protein serine/threonine kinase activity. Gene Ontology annotation, biological process: regulation of mitotic cell cycle; negative regulation of apoptotic process; protein autophosphorylation. The record is from RefSeq and is a predicted model, not a curated record. Gene Ontology annotation, cellular component: cytoplasm. The transcript is spliced from 7 exons. NCBI's taxonomy places the organism in Eukaryota, Metazoa, Chordata, Actinopteri, Salmoniformes, Salmonidae.
AUUCGGAGGAAAGUAGUAGUGGUAUAUGAAUAUUAAUAUAGUUAAGUCAUGCUACAUUGUGAUUGGACCACAAUUCAAAAUACUACCGCUAAUGCAGCGAUGAUUGGAUAGGUGCUUCGUGUGGGCGCGUUCACCGUUUUAACCUUAAAAGCAGCAACAAACUUUCUUUGGCCAGACGUGUCAGUUUGUUGUGCAAAUUGGUCUUUCUGCGAAGCGCAUCUGUCUACAGCAACUUGCUCUGUGUUGGAUAUUUUGAAAACGGAAGAUUCUUCACGGAAUAAAUUCGAAAUGGACAUAACCUUGAACUAAAUCUACACAACUGUUUUUACUUCGGAUACAUUCAAUUUAUAAAAAUGUUGGACAAACGUAGUGUUGAGCUGCAAUUGGAUCAGGAGGAUGUCAAAGGAAAAAGCGGUAAAGAGUCCUUUGAGAAGCAUUACCAAUUCGGUGCGCUUCUUGGAAGUGGUGGAUUUGGGUCCGUCUUUGCUGGUCAACGCAUCUCAGAUGGUCUGCAGGUGGCAAUUAAGCAAGUUUCAAGUGACAGAGUGCAGCAAUGGGCGCGAUUGCCAGAUGGACCCAACCUGGUACCCAUGGAGAUAGCCCUGCUCUUACAGCUGGGGGGUGGUGCAGGGGCAGGACCCUGGCACCAUGGGGUGAUCAGGAUGCUGGACUGGUUCGAGGUGCCAGGACAGGGAUUCCUCAUCGUGUUCGAAAGACCACAACCCAGUCAGGACCUCUUUGACUUCAUCACAGAGCGGGGAGCCCUGGACGAGCCACUUGCACAAAGGUUCAUGCUCCAGAUAGUGGAAGCGCUGCGGUUCUGUCAAGCACAGGGGAUCGUGCAUAGGGAUGUGAAGGAUGAGAACAUUUUAGUCGACACUCGGACAGGAGAUGUUAAGAUCAUUGACUUUGGCUCCGGUGCUCUGCUCAAAGACACUGCUUACACAGAAUUUGAGGGCACCAGAGUGUACAGUCCUCCUGAGUGGAUUCAACAUCAACACUAUCAUGCCCGGUCUCUGACUGUCUGGUCACUUGGAGUGCUUCUCUUCGACAUGGUUUGCGGGGACAUCCCCUUCGAGAGGGACAGAGACAUUGUGCAGGCCACGCCAAGUUUCACCAAACGCAUUUCAAAAGAGUGCCAGUCUUUGGUUCGUUGGUGCCUUGCCUACAGACCAGAAGAUCGGCCAAGCUUAGAAGAGAUAUUACUCCAUCCCUGGAUGGAGUCAUCUAACGACAGUGGAGACUUGCAUGGGGAUCACAACUCUUUGCCAAGCCAGUCAAGCCUAUGAUUCCUGGAUACUAUUGGGUGGCUAAAGAAACUUCAGAUGCCUUUUAAGAUCACACUUAUCUUAUAUUUACUGUGCUUAACUUAUCAAGUCCCCCUAUGGAAAGCUAUUUAUUUAUCAUUUUGUGGUGUUGCAAUGCUAUUUUAUUUUUAUUUGAUGAAGUAUUAUACAAAAAAUUCUGCACUAAUGUACUACCUUAGUACAAAGAAAUGUAUCACACACUUAUCUUGAGCCAAGGCAAACUAUAUCUAAAUGAUCUUCAUAAGUGUUACAAAAUGGCACAUUCCAUAGUAAUAUAGACCAUAUUGGGAAGAGAUAUGUAUGCUUUAUUUUUAAAAAGAAAAAAAGUCAUUUAUGGGUAUUUAUUUAAAUUACUAUUUAUUUAUCUUUAGGGUUGGACUUUCUGUUUACAUCAGUUAUACUGGAGGCAUGUCGAAGUUUCUGAUACCAUUUGAUUCUAUUAUUUAAUGUGAUUUGGUUGAGAUCACAUACUUUUCCAUGUGAAGACCUGGUUUUACAGGUUAUUUAAGUUACCUCGUUUCAAGAGGAAUAGAGGACUACAGAACAACAGUAAUCCGGAGCACUAUGGAUAUCUUACAUUUUCCAUGGAUUUUGUCCUGAUUGUUUUAGUAGUUACACAGGCAAGGCAACAUCUCUAUGGACACACAAGUCAGGCUCAUACGCCUCAUACAAUGGACUUAUUUGCUGGAGCUGAAUAGUCUUGGGAAUGGGACAUUGACACUGUUUUCUCUGCAAAAUAAUAUUUGCAUAUUAUUUUGGAACUUUAACGCAUUUAGAAUGUCAUAGUAUCCAGGAUGUAAUACUAUCCUUCAGGAUUGACCUUUAGAAUGUCUGUGUAAUUGUUUUGUGAUGGGCAGGCCUCCAAGGGUUUGUCAACACCACAGCAAUGAAUCAUCCAAGAAUGUGUCCAAACCAGAAACUAAACUGGUACUUUAUCUUGGAGGGAAGUUCAAAUAUGUGCUUCCAUUUUCCUUCCUAGGACGUAUGUUCUUGUUUUCUGUAGAGUUUGAAGGUUUACCUGAAGUAAAUGCCUCAGUGUUUUAACCAGUGACUGUUGUUCAAGACAAUAGACAACGUUCAAAACUGGGUGAUUUUGACUUUUGUGUUAUUUAUUUACUUUUGUUCUAUUGUUGCAAGUGGAACCCACAUGACCAAUUGUAUGUAUGUAUAUAUGUUGUUGUUUAAAUGUUGGUGAGACUUCAUCAUAUGCCUUAAUCUAAAUCCUACCUUAAUGAUGGGACUGCAAUGACAAACAUUUUCUCAUUCAUGACUCAAUUUACCCAAUGGAAGAGUUAAUACAUUGAAAUCUUGUCAUGAAAAUUGGAUUUAAAAAACAAACAUAAUUCCACUUAAUUGUUUAGAACUAUCAUUGACAUAAUCAUAGUCAAUGAGCUGAGGAAGCAUAGUCAUAUUUGUUGUAAAUACUUAUGUAUUGUUUUAUACACUGUCAGUUGUCACAAAUCUCUUUACAUUAAAUUAGAAUUUCAGGAGACACAUUCUGUAAAAUUCUUGAUUCUUAAGUGUACAUAAAGGCUGUCAAUGUUUAUCUGUA